Molecule: messenger RNA, 1374 nt
Organism: Menidia menidia (Atlantic silverside)
Lineage: Eukaryota; Metazoa; Chordata; Actinopteri; Atheriniformes; Atherinopsidae
Source: the annotation of a GenBank genome assembly
AAAAACACACACAUUCAGGUAUAUAAGCCAACCCAGAACGCAGUAGUUUACCUGAAGAUCGAUCAGGCAAAACAGAAGUGCAAAGGUAAAGCAACAAAAAGACGAGAAGAUGAUGGAAGAAAAGGGAAAAGAGAAUGGAGUGGCAGCUAUGGCAGCCUGCUACCAGAAAUUUGAUCCUGCGGCGUAUCUACAGUACAACUACACACCACCACGGGCUGAUUUCACAAGAAAAGACAGCAUCGUUCCCUGGAAACUGGCAUGUUUACAUAGAGCUUUCACUGAAGGUGACGUGAAUGGGGAGCUCCUGGUGGACAUUGGCUCGGGCCCCACUUUGUACCAGGUCCUGAGUGGCUGUGAGGUAUUCAGCAAAGUGCUGCUGACCGACUACCUGGAGGUCAAUCGGCAGGAGCUGAGGCGCUGGCUACAGGGCGGGGAGGGAUGCAGCCUGGACUGGACACCAUACCUACAGCACGUCUGCAAACUGGAGGGCCGACGGCCCUCGGCGUGGACAGAGAAAGCGGCUAAGCUGCGUCAGACCGUUGCAGACGUCCUCCCCGUUGAUGUGCACAGCUCUCAGCCUCUGGCCCCAGACGCCCUUCCUCCAGGAGGGGCCGACUGUUUGGUGUCCUGCUUCUGCCUGGAGAGCGUCAGCCCCGACUUACCCGCCUUCACCAGAGCCCUGGCUCACAUUCAAAAGCUCCUUCGUCCCGGUGGCCACCUCCUGCUGAUUGGAGCCCUGGGAGAGAGUUAUUAUUUUGGAGGUCCUGGGGUAAGAAUCCCUGUGGUUCCACUAAAUGAAGCCCAGGUUUGUGAUAGUUUAAAGGAGAGUGACUACACUCUGAUCAGACUGGAAGUUUAUACUCUGCCACAGGACAUGAGAGUGGGAGUUGAUGAUGUGACAGGAGUAUUUUUUGUAAAGGCAAGAAAGGAAUAAAGACUGAAAUGGCAGAGAUUGUUAAAGAAAUCAUGAGAAAGUGCAUUUUGAUUGUCAAGAACAGUGAGUGUUUAAAAAGAAUAUUGCAACAGAGAUAAGUAACACAAAAAAAUCAGGAAAUGUUUCUCUUGUUCCAUUUCAUUGUCUUAGUUUGGGAUUUUUCUAAAAGCCCCAAACUCUGCUUUUGCUUAAGUUCUUAUUGCUAAUAUAAAAUUAAUUUAAGAUUGCCACAGCAGUUUAAAAUCAGCUUUUGCAGCAUUAAGAUUGUAAAUGCCAGUUACUGUAUGUAUAUUAUGCAGGAUAAUUAAAUGGCAAACUUUGCAUUUUGAUUGAAUUCUGUGCUUGUAUUUAUAUAUUCAAAAUCUAAAUAUUUAAUUGAUUUAGCUCCAUAUGCCUCCGUGAAUAAAAACAAUUUGUGUCCAUGUACCAGUAUUUUACUC